Molecule: messenger RNA, 1567 nt
Organism: Episyrphus balteatus (marmalade hoverfly)
Lineage: Eukaryota; Metazoa; Arthropoda; Insecta; Diptera; Syrphidae
Product: cuticle protein-like
Exons: 2
Coding region: 377-1492 (371 amino acids)
Cellular component (GO): extracellular matrix
Source: RefSeq, a predicted model, not a curated record
UGUCAACCAUAAAAAAAAUCGGUUAUCCAAACGGUUAGUAAUCAUUCAAAGGUCAAAUUGAAUUACUUUCGAUUGUACUUAGAGUAAGGUAUGUAGAUACUCAAGUAUGCUCAUAUAAUUGGCUUGAUACAGUUUUUUUGGGUGGAACCUGUUUGAUUAUUUUCAUUAGUUUCUUUGCGAGAUUUCUUAUAUGCGAUAGGUAAGUAGAUUGAUCAUUUUGGAUUAAUGGACAAAACGUCAGGUACACAUAGAUCAUAUGAAACACCUUUCGCACCUAAAGAAGGUGCUUACAAUUGAUAAGCUUUUGGAGCAUUUUUGUUUGUUGCCCGCAGCCAAAUUAAUCAUUAAAAUUUUUGUUGUUUGCUUCUACCGAUGAAUGUUUGUGGUUUUACAUUUUGUCCAAAAACUUUUAUUUUGCAAACGAAAAAAUUCAUUACAAUGCGAAUUUCUUUUCGAGAAUGUAGGUCAGAAAAAUGUUCAAAAGUUAUGUGUGUUAUUUUGUUACCUAAGAAGUUUUUUUUACGUCCUUGAAAGAGUGUGGUUCGUCCUUGCUUUUGCUCUUGUUGCUGUUGCUAGUGCAGGAUAUGUUCCUCAACCACAAGUCUACCAUGCUGCUCCAGUUGCACAUACUGUUGCUGUUGCUCAAGCACCACAGCAUAUUUUGACUAAGAGUGUUGAGGAAUAUGAUCCACAUCCACAGUACAACGUUGCCUAUAACGUUCACGAUUCUAUUACUGGAGAUGUCAAGAGUCAAUCGGAGAGCAGGGAUGGUGAUGUUGUUAAUGGAGAAUACUCUUUGAUCGAUGCUGAUGGAUACAAAAGGACAGUUUCAUACAGUGCUGAUGCUGAGCAUGGAUUCAACGCUGUAGUCAACCGUGUUCCAAUCCAUGAAGGUGAGCAUGCAGCACAUGCUCCUGCUCAAGCCGUUGUUAAGCAUUUGAGCCCUGUUCAUGCAGCUCCAUCACACACAUAUGCUGCCCCAGCUGUUGUGAAGACCGUUGCUCCAGUAUCAUAUGCUGCUCCAACCUACCAUCAUGCUGUUUCAGGUCCAGUAUCAUAUGCUGCCCCAAGCUAUCACCACACUGUUUCUGCUCCAGUUGUUGCUUCAGCCCCAGUGUCAUAUGCUGCCCCAACCUACCAUCAAGCUGUAUCUGGUCCAGUUGUUUCAUAUGCUGCCCCAACCCACUAUAAAUCUACUCCAGUCACCUACUCUACAUCAAACAUUGUGAAAAAUGUCAGUCCCGUGACAUAUGCCACUGCUCCUGCUGCCCCAAGCCAUGUUCAUCAAUACGUUUCAUCACCUACUUAUGCAGCACCAGCCAACUACCAUGCCCAUCCACAAACAGUCUAUGUGGCUCCAUCUGUGGUUAAAACUGUUUCCUCCCCAAGUUACUACAAAUCCGCUCCAGUAGCUUACGCUACAUCCGAAUCCUACUCUGCACCAGCAACAUACGUUAAGUCAUCAGAGCAUAACAUUCAAUACCAUCAUUAAAUAAGUUUUUUGUUUUAUUUUGUUUUGUUUUCGUUGUAUUGAAAUAAAUAUUUAAAAAAAAUGUUUUCGUUAAAA